Molecule: messenger RNA, 8065 nt
Organism: Amoebophrya sp. A120
Lineage: Eukaryota; Dinophyceae; Syndiniales; Amoebophryaceae
Source: the annotation of a GenBank genome assembly
AGGAGAGCUAGAGCUAGCGGUCGGAAACCGUAUUCUAGCCCCCUUAUGCGUGAGAACGAUUGAAAUCUAGGCAAGAGGUUCAAGCAAAAAGAAGCAGCAAUGUCCUCUCCCCGUCCCGUUUCCUCCGCCUCCGGCAGAGGCAUCAAGACGGGCAUCACGGUAAACAAAGCCUCGAGCCAGCGUAUCGUUCGUGAACUUCACAUUGGUCGUGUGCGAACUUGUAUUGCAUAGAUGGACCAGCAUGCAACCGUCGAGACAAUUCGCAAACUUGCAUGCAAUUAUGAAUACAAAGUGGAACUCAAAUCUGCAAUACAAACUCCAGGCGAUGAAAAAGGUUUUUCCCACUGCAUACACGACCAACCCCAGCAGCUUGUCGAAGUUCCGUUCCACGUGACCGCGUUGGCCUCGCCGAAAGUCAAUGGUCGCGCACUCGGCUCCCCUCGUGUUGGGGAUGCCAACCUUGCGUUCACGCAUGAAAAACUUCCUUCGGUCGCCAACAUCCCAAGCAGUUCGAGUUCGUCUUCUAGUUCGAGUAUCGUACAGGAAAAUUGUUUGUUUACAAUGUUUGUCAUGCCGAGAAUACAAUCCGCACAAGGGCGGUAUUUCAUGAUAAGGGUUCCAAAGCAUGCAAAACAGAUUUGUUGGAUACUUUCUAAACGAGCUAAACACCCAAGCAAUUUUCUGUGCGAUACAAACCUCCGUCAACAUCCGAUUCGAGGAACUGUCCGAGGAGAUGCGGUCGAUCGCUACGAGAGAAGGAAACUGGCUGUGAGUAGCUAGGAUUCAUCACCUUGCAUUUUUAAUGCUGUCCUCUUAACAAACUUACGCAUCGCAAUGAAGAGCAGUACAUUCAUUUGUCCUUCCACUCACACUCUUUUUUCGUUUCAUACCGUCCGGCAUCAACGUGAGCGUGACCAAGCCGAGCACGGCGCCUGCAAUAGGAAGUAGUUGUAGUUCAACCACGUCAACUCCUGCGCCCGCCGGAAAUAACCAGCACUUAACCCGUCGCUCCUCCCUCGGUGUCAGCAAGUCUCUCGGGGUAACGAAUCAUUUUGCACCGCUUCCGGGUGCUGGUGGGACUUCACCCCUUAGCGGUGGUCAACAUCAAAACCAUGCGGCGUUCAGCAUGACAAACUACGGGUUAAACAACAGCAACAAAAUCAUCCACGGUCCUCCAACCGCGGCGCAACCGCCCGCCCCAGACGAGUACGAGUUCCAUUUCACGACAAGUCACCCUAGUAACGUGGAGAUGCUGGACUUCCGGGACCAAAUGGCGAAAAAAUCCUCCGCUUCUUCAGACCACCAAGACGUUGUUGUCACGCGGUUCCCGAAGGACCGGCAGAAACUGAACAAAGUUGGUAUCGGGAAUGAAAGCCGGGAACAGCACGUGAUCUUGACCCAGAACGCUCCGUUGUUGUCGCCGACGUUCGGUCUGUUAGGAGGAGUUACAACAACGCCGAUGCAGCAACAGAACCCGAACGGCGGACUUUCCGUCGUGGAUGGAGUGGAUCCUGGUAGUAAUCCAAACUUGCCUUUAGUGUGGACCGCCAACCCGGCGACCGCUCAUCUGUUCCAGAGCCCACCGACGUCUUUAGCGCCGGUCUCGCCGAUAGUUGCUCCGUCUUCUGUAGCGUCAAUUGGUUGUCCGAGCACGCAGGAGAAUGAAUUGCAGGGCCAGCAGCUCGAGGGUGGGGACGCAGAAGCUGCGGACGGAACAAGGGACAAAGCUGCUUCUACGGUUGGAGCGAACUUGUUCAACGCCGCAAACGAUCAGUCCUCCACGGCAAGAACGGGAACAGCGCAGCAGCUUUCCGCGCAGGCACAACAGCUCACGCAGGAUGUGCAAAACAUCACGGAAAACUUGAAGCAGCAGGUGUUGGAGAAAGAGAACAACCAGAACACCACAAUACCAGGAAGCAUGACAAAUAACCCACCUAUCUUCAACCCCAACGCCAGCCUGGUCCGCGGUACCGUGAGUGGGAACUUGGUUCCGCGGGGGACGUUGGCGGACCCGUUUGGCGUGAACAAAACCGCGAAUCAGCCGAGGGAUUAUGUUCCUCUCCCGACGUUGGAGGUGGAAACCUUACCGGAUUUCCAGUUCCCCUUGACGAUGGGAAACAAGAAAGUGCACAACACAACCAGCGGUGCGCAAGAAGAGGAUGCAGGCACUGUCCCUACCGGGAAAAAGACCGGUGGUGCAGUACCUGCUCGGCAGCGGGGUACGAAAAGCCGGCAGAACAACUUCGGCAAGGAUGAGUGGAUUGACAACUGGAAAAUCAACAUUUCACGAGUGAGGAACAAUCACGGAACUUCUGCAGGAGGAGCAGCAGCCUCUUCCUCGUCCAAAGCUGCGACUGGUGGAACGGCGGCGAAAAGUGGUGGGACGGCAGCAGGAACGGUAAACAGCCUCCGCCGACCAAGAACCACGCCUGGCGGAGGCGGGGGGUUGAAUAAAGUCGCAGGAGCAUCUUCUUCCUCUUCAGCUGCGGGAGGAAAUACAUCAGCGGCAAAAACGACCACUUCUAAAAGUAAGUCCAUCAUCCCCCAAACUGUCAUUUCCCUUGCGUCUGAUGACACGAAAGAAGUCCUCUCUUCCAUGUGCCGAGUUGUUUCCCGUCCGGCCAGCAGACAGGUCCAGAGGCAGAUCGUGAAGCUGGAGGAGGAUUCCCAUGUCUUACCGCAGCAACCACACCUUCACUCCACCGAGGCGGAAAAAAGACACAACGAAGAAGAGGAAAAUUCCGCGAGUUACAGUGUGGGAGCUGCUGCGAUUUCCCCCAUCGAAGGGUUUGUCGUAGGACAGGGAUUGUCGUUGUUAGGAACCGGAGGACGCGGUAACGCGCACCACUACACCCAGCAUCCGCACAACCGGGAACAAUUUGUGCACCACUUACUCCAGCAAAAUGCGAGUCCCACCGGCGUGGAGAACUACUCGGUUAGUGUGAACACUGGGGCAGCGAACAGCCCGGUAGGUCUUGUUGCGCCCGGGGUUCUUGCAGUCUCAUCUUCCUCUUCAGGUUUGGACGAGUCCUUGCCACCUGCGCGGUCACCGCCAAUGGAUCAAGCAGCAAACGUCCCCUCACGACGGCCACAAUCCCAGCCCGCUCCUCCUGGAGGGGAACAAAACGCCACAGGGACGACGAACAGAUCUCCAGGCGGCACUGUGAAGAAAACUUUAUCCCGCCCGGGGUCGCCGCCGCGGUUGGAUUUGGAGAAGGUGACAAGGACAAUUGAUUUGAAGGAGAAUUUUCCACAGCCUGCUGCAGGUCCAUCUAAGGGAGCCGCACAGCACGCGGAAAUCUUCUCGUCUAGUGGAACAGGAGGUCCUGGUCCGGAAACCGAGGGAGCACAAAUUUGUUUUGAACAAAACGUGCUGCGCCGUGAGUUUGAACCGAAAGAGGUGAAACCUGAAGUGGAUUUGUUGCAGAAUUCAUCAGCAGCAGUACCCCCUAUGCAGGGCGGUGAUUCCAACGUCGGCCUGGACUUCACCACCCCGACCGAGACCGAGACGGAGAUUGCGGCUCAUCUUCCACGGAUUGGAUCAAAUACAGGCAAAAAUCCAGAGGGAAAUGGCACUCCACCCGAUAUACCAGGCACAACCACGCCGCUUCUCCCCGGGUCCUCGAGGAGUACACCAUCGGAGGAUCCAGUUGCGCUAUCUUUGCAGCAACAGCAGUUUCAACACCGAAAACCUGACCACGGGCUGCACGAUAAUAUCGAGAACAAUCCUCUUCAAACGACCGAAAGCCAGGACCACAAUAAGCUCUCCCAGCACAACUUUUCCCACCUGUCCAUCACAACAGAUCAGGACGAGCAGCCAAGGAUUGUGGAAGAAAACUCAAUGAUCACGGAGCCGGUUUUACUCACUGAAGAUGACAACGAAGACAUGCACUCGGGGAGCAGUUUCAACACAUCGCAGAGAGUGAGAACCACGACGGGGAACAAUCAUAACCCUCUCCUCUCCAACCUGGCGACCAACACAUUGGAGAAGACCGUCGAUGACGUCAUCGCCGCGAUUCAGGCGCAAGAUAGUAAUUUGUUCGAAAAUUCUGUCGAGCAGGAUUGGGAGCAUGUGUUGGACAACAAUGCGAAUCCAAAUCAUGAUUUCUCCCAGCAGAAAAACACACACAUCACGACCCGAUCGCUAUUAGACGAGUCUUUGGAAGAGUUCAGUCACGACGAGGAAAAUUUUUCCAGCAUUCUCCACUCCGUCCAAAAUGCGUCGAAAAGUAGCAGUAAGCCGAAAAAUAACUUGUCGUUGAAACCACCAAGAGUGGUAACAGUUACGACCAGUAACGUGAAAAGGUACCACGCGGUGAGCCGACUCCCGGGGUGGGGAGGGGAGGACGGGACCAGUAUGGUGCGGGAUGAGUCGCUCAGUUCAAACACGGGGUCCGAUGGGACGGUUGGAGGAGGCGAGAACGCAAACAAGAACAGCACGACUUCCGUCAUCCUCGGAACAGCUGCAGAAUCAACAACAGGCGGACCACAAUAUCAGCAGCAACAGGUCCUAAAACCCGGACAGGAAAAAACGCUCGUGCCGCUCGAGUGUCAGAUUAUUUCGGAGAAAUUGCUAUCCGAUCACAGCUUGUUCUCCAACGCCAUUGCGAGAAACAGCAACUACCGGAAGGACGGGAGUUUUAUUUCCCCGCCGCGUGGAGUUUCUCAGCAACAAUUUUUGCCACUCGUCGGUGUGGGGAGUCGGUCGGGGCUGCAGAGCCGGGGGAAAAAUAGGACGAGGAACAGUGUUAACCGAGGACCGGUGAACAAUCCUUCUGACAAAGCAGCAGCAGAGCAGGGUAGUGGUUUGAACCUGCGGGGGCAUAGUUCCUCUCGGAGCCCGAGACCGCGGAGUAUGCUCAACAGCAACCGGAAACAACCAAGUCCGCGAAUGUCGAACCGCACAAGCUUCCUCCACAGCAGCACCGGGACAAAUUUUGACUUGUUGAAGGACGAAAUCUCCGUGUAUGAACACCACGAGCAGGAUGAAGUUGCAGGCAGGGAUAAUUUCUUCGCAGAUAAUUUCAACGGCGCAGGAGCUACAACUUCGACAAACAAUAUUUCCGUCGAGCUUCACGGGGAGCAGCUGGAACAAGACGGGUGGAAAUUUGCGGGGUUCAAGGAGAAAAGAGCAGUUGUGAAGCGGACGAAUUCCUCCUCUAGUUCCAACUCCGCUUCUACGACGGUUGACGGUGUGAAUAGUAGUUCCGCCUCGGCCUCCGCCUCCGCUUCUGGCUCCCCGACGACCACCACAAUCGUGACAAACACCAUCUCUUCCCACAAUCACGUCCACCAGCCCCCUUUCGGCGUGCUCACCACAGUAACCACCUUCGAGCGGGAGAAGCAUAAUCCGAACGACCGAUCAGCGGUCUAUCAGCGGCUGUCGGAAGGAAGACCGUCUAGUAGUGGACAGGAAGACUCUUUGAACAACUCUCUAACCACGUCGAAAAGCCGGCGGAGUCGGUCGGCGUCGAGGUCACCACGGGAAUUGGUUGGAGUGGAAGGGGGUGGUGAGAUUGAUCCGGUGACGGGGCGGGUGUAUAAUAAUCAGGCGUAUCAUGGAGUUGUAAACAACAACAAACUCGACCCUAUCAAACCGUUGUACGGAACCGCAGCACUACAACAGCAGCAGCAGCAAAACCAAAAACUCCUCUCCCCGCCUUCUAACCCGUCCCUCCGGUCCCAACUUCUUCGGGACGAGCACGAGGAGCAGGGUAACAGGAUGCGCAUGCGGAAGAACGGAACCGUCGCAACCGGGAAAAAAUUGAGCACGCAGCUGGAAUCCUUAUCCCAGUCGCUGAUCUACGAUUUGGGGGAGAAUCACCUUCACUCUUUGUCCCUGAUCUCCAGCGAAGACUACGAGAAGGACCAUGCUCAUCUAGGGAGUGCCGGGGCUUUCAAUUGGAGCUACAAUUCCAUGACGGAUCCAAGUUUGAUGUUGGGGUCCGUGCACCGAGGGAGACUGGUACUGCUGCAUAGUUUUCGUGUCUUUAGUGUUUGUUGUGAUGCAGAAUCUGUACGAUCACGCAUUUUUUUUUCAUGCCUGUUCUCGACUACUUACAUUAGCAGCAUAAUCGCAACUUCAGUCAAUUUUUCUUCCUGAACAAAUCAGGACCAACACCCCCAUGGUAAUUCCCAGCACCGGCAUCUAACCCCGCCCCGGUCGAAAUGGAACCAGAAGCAGAAGGACAAGAAUCUCUUGCAAACAACGGAAUUUGUCUUCGGCCAGCACAACUACGAUAAGUUGCAGGAUAAUCUUCAUCAGCAGCAAGUGGAUUACUACCAGCAAAUUCACUCCUACGAUCUUCCAGGGAUGAAUACAACAACCGAUGUUGUAUCAAACCGCAAACUGACCGCGAAUCCUUUGCUGAAUUCCGCCGGCUACAGCAAAACGUUUUUGAAAUUGAAAAAGUCCAACGUUCAGUCAUUAGAUUUCAAACUAAAACACGCGUUGGAAAAGAACAAGAUCUUAUCAAAUGCAAAAAUGUCUGGGUCUGGAAGAUUGCGAGACUUGUCGUGCUUGUCUGGCAUGACCAAAAAGUUUGUGAUGCGUGUCCAAGAAGAGACCCUUUUGCCUGUCAUGCAAAAAAGCAGUUUGUCAUGCGAAAAACGCAACACAAAAAAGCGCAGAUAUUUCUCAUGCUUGGCUGUGCAUUACAGAGCAUUCACUAUUUCCAACGCAGCAUUACAAGUUUCCAGACCCAGACAUUUUUGCAAUCCAUAGAUCUCCGUUUCCGACUACCGCCGGUUCCGCGCCUUCGCUAGUCGCGGCGGGUUGAAGUUGAAUAUGAGAGUGCACAACUCGUCCCCCUCCCCCUCAUUUGUAUGGCAUGAACAGCAAUACAGCCACCAGCUCAAAUAGAGCCUGCGCAUGACAAGUUGAUGCGCCUAGCGUCGUGCUGUUUGAGCUCCCAAGAUUUGUCAUGCAAACCGUGCCGCAUCGACAUCGCAACGAUAGGACUUCGGAUUUUGCAUUACAAACGAGGCGGAGGGGGAGUUGUGCACUGUCAUAUUGAAGCAGCGGCCGGCGUACGAGGUCGCGAUGAUUGAGAAAUUGAACGGCGGAAAUGGCGGGAAAACACCCUUUGCGAGCGGGAAAAUGAAUCAUGAUGACAGUUACCGAAAUGGAACGAAUUCCUAUUCCUCCUCCCUUGACACCAGAAGGCCGAACACAACGCCGGGGAAUUGGAUGAGUGCCGGCGGAGGGAAUAGGAAGAAGAAAGAACCAAAUCUUAGUCUCAAUUCCCGGUCACUGCAAGCCGAGAGUCAGGCGACGGAUUUGGUCGGGUUUGAGGAAGAGUUCAUGCUACCCCCGCACUUGCUACCCGAAUUCGCCGCGGAUCAAAAUGUAGGAGGAACUGCAACAGAAAUAACGCGGCUAACCAGGUCGCCAGACAACGCCAUGACGGUGACAAUUUCCCCAACGGACGCGGAGAUUUUGGAUGUCGAGGUGAAUAGUAGGCCGCACACCACGCCGGGAGUUGCGAUGACAGGAGGAACAGCUCUAUCAAAAGGAAAAAUCCCCCCUCCCCAUAUCAAAACGAAAUUUCUGAUGCUGGAUCUGAGUACACAAAUCAGAUUUGUAUUGCAGGAAAGCAUUGCGGUCAGAUCCCCGGGCUAGGUAGGGGCGUAUGGGUCUAGUAUUUCAGCAUGGCAAACGUCCCCCCUUUGGGCCCAACAGCAUGACAAAUCGCUUUCAUAAUGGGGCGGAAGCUUCUGCCCUUGUCUUCUUGCAAGACAGAUGUGAUUUGUGACCUCAAAUGCGCUACACAAAUUUUUGGAAACAUACCUUUUCAAUAUGGGGAGGGGAGAUUUUUCCUCUCAAUAAGCUCCUGGUCGCCGAGGUUUGUUGCCACCACUGAAUCUAGACCAUGCAGUAGCAGAUGAUCAACAAAUAGUUUCUUCAAGUAACCAGCAGGACGAUGAAGCGAAAGGAGCUACAGUGGCUGGUUGUGAUGCUGAAAAGCUAGUAGCACAAGGGGAACAACACCAGCAGUAUGACGAUGACCACUUUCCACCGCCGGAUGACUACGAUGUGGCGAUGGCGAUCGCGGGGGAAAGUUGA